Molecule: messenger RNA, 2568 nt
Organism: Phytomonas sp. EM1
Lineage: Eukaryota; Euglenozoa; Kinetoplastea; Trypanosomatida; Trypanosomatidae
Source: the annotation of a GenBank genome assembly
AUGUCGAGUCGACAAAUACGUCGGCUGCAUCACCUGAUAAAGUCCUCUACGGGAAUCGAUGAUGAAACUCCAGAGGAUAUUAGCAUUGGCGCUAUGAAGCCUACUGCAUCUUCGAAAGAUAGACGUCGGAGGAACGGGCCCCAGUCAGAGAAAGGAGGCAGCACAAGUGCUGCUCCUCUGGAAAAUAAAACGGAAACCAACAGCAAUGCUGUGCAAUCUCCCAUCACUUCUGAAUCUCGCCGGAUUACAAAGGAUAAUUUUCACCGAGCUACAAAGUGCCCCUCGGAGCGCGCAACGGACCCCAAAGCCGGCGAUCAUAAGGAAAGAAUGCGCCCAAUUGAAGGUAGCACGAAUGCAUCAUCAAUUGACCGUGGCAACCCAGCCUUGCUCAGUGGUGUUGAGUAUUCACCGGUUGGAAUGACUCACUCACAAGACUGCAACGCUAAAAGAUGGUCCAAGGGCUCAAAAAAGACAAAAAGAGAUGUCGAAGAGGAAAUCCUGCUGGAAGCUGUCCUGCGGGAGCGCAACAGGGCUCAGGGGGAGACUGGCGACAUGGCCAUCGCGGGACCGCACCAGCCGGAGAUCUGCUUAGGAGUCCUGAUGUUACUGUGUGAACCAGAACACUUGGACAUGCGGCUUGAACGCAUCCGAAACUUUGGCGUGGAGGCUGUCGAGGAUGUUGGCGACGGUUCAACGAUGUUGCGGCCACACGGGCGUCUGCGCAAUAGCAGCUCCGUCUCUCUUUUUCCCGAACAUCAUAUGAAAUUAAGCUUCCGGCAUAGUGUCUUCGCAACGCCGAGUAAGUACCGAUGGCCCCCCUUCGACUCGCUAGGUAUCCAAAUGGUCGUUGCUAACACUCAUCCUAAGGAUGCUCAUAGUCGUGAAAAUACUAUAAACCGUAAUAGAAGCUCGAGCAGCGCUGCGCCAACUUUAUAUCGCCUGAAUUGUGACUCUACACUAUUCAAACAGGCUGAAGACGCGCGAUUGGCAUGCGAAGCGCGGAUAGGUAAUCCGCAGGAUCUUAUAAACUGCUUGAAUCGGGGUCCCUAUCACAUCCCUACGCUCCUGCAGCUCUACGCUACGUUCCGUGCAUUGGGUAACACUGUGCGAGCGAGCGAGAUGGUGGACUUGGCGCUCUAUCAUGUCGGUGUGCUUCUAUCGCGCUUUCCAAUAGCUGAAACCUGGUGCAAACGCCUGGUGCCAUAUGGCUAUCGAGAGAACCGCAUCCUUUUUCAGACCCUUCAAUGCGGAGUACACGUGGCCCUACAGCGUGGUUGUGCCCGUACGGCAUGGGAGUUAUCUCGCUUUCUGCUCUCUCUCGACCCUCGUGAUCCGUGCGGAAUGAUGUUAAUGAUGGAUUACUUGGCGUUGCGCGCGAAGCGUUGGGUGUGGCUGGUUGAAGUUCAUCAAGCCACCCUCACGUUGGUUGACAAUUUAUCCCUGGUAAACGAAAACACUGUUAAGGUGGGGGAGGAACGAGGAGUUGCUAGUUCAAGGAGGGAGAAACAGCAGAACUCGUCUCUGACGCCGUAUAACAACGCCCAGAUCGAUCUAUAUCUCGCUCGCCGGGUCUCCACACUUCCCAGCUUCGCCUUUAGUGCAGCGCUCGCGAAGUACUUUCUAGAGCGUGAUAUGGAGCAGCAUCGGAUGGCGUCCCUCGAGCAAAACUCCGUGUCGAUCAACACCAACCUUUCCAUGCGCGCUGGAAGUCGGCCCCUAAAGCAGCCCCAGUCAAGAAUCCUGCGUGAUAUUACCCCCUCCCAGCGUGCGAUGCUGGAGGCCGCCACCCCAGCAACUGUAAUGCUAGCGCAAGCGAUUGUACAUUUUCCUGGCGCGGCUGUAGAGCUUGUAGAACGCCUCCAGGGCGUGGACGCGAUAUGCAAAGGUUCCACAGUAGAUCCAGUCUGGCAGGAUGAAAUCCUAGCUCUGGCGGCCGGCGAAGAGAAGCAGUCUGCAGAUCAGGAGGAUGUGACGCCUUAUCUUCGCAGCCAACUAAAUCAUUUCUUCGUUUCCCGCCAUGCUGACCUCUGGAAGUCUGCGGAACCAAUGAAAUUUCUGCGCUGCGUGCUAGGGCUCUCAGUGCAUGGCAGUGGGGAGGGAUCUUGCUGCACUGGAGCCGAGGGAGUGCAGACGCCCCUCGCCACCGCGCUUGCUGAACUUAAACGCUCUCAGCACCGAUAUCCGAAGGACAAGGAGAUAGAAGAAUUGUACCUUGCACUCCGUGAGGAGGAUAUCAUGGGCAUGGAUAGUAAUACAGCGAUCCCUCAGGAGCUCCUCGACAUAGGUGCUUUGGAUCCCAACGAAGAUGCCAUGAUACCGCAGCUGAUGGAACAGGAAGAUAACGAUGAAGUGCUGGAACAUCCUCAUGGUGAAGAUGGUAGCCACUCCCGCGGGGAAACCCUCCCUUCGCAGCAAGAGAAUAUCUUGCAGCUCUUUAUGCGGACUUUAUUUCGGUGGCAUAGCAUGGAUGAUGUGGUUCUACAGCAGGAGUCGCGGGGUGCUGAGGGAGCGGGUUCUAACAUUGCAGGUUCAAGUGAGGAAGAUGAUUGGGAGGAUUUGGAGGAGUAG